GGUUAGGGAUGUCAUUUUAAUAGUGUGUCAGUGGGAUUAUUAAAUAAAAAAUUCAGUGAUAAAGUCGUCCUGUAGUAAAGUGUAUAUGGGUUAACAUACCCAAAUAAUCGCGUGUCGUCCCUUUAAAUUCUAUAUAUUUUCUGGACAGUUUUUGUGCAAUAUUCCACAUACCUCUGUUAUGUAAUUAAGUACUCAGUGUUCAAAUGUAGUGAAUAUGUUAAUCACAUUUCGUGAAAAUCAAACAUCCUAAAUAAUUCUAAGGUAGUCUGGCUACCUAAAUUAGUCAAAUAGAUAGUUUAGAACACACCAUACACCAUGGGAUACAACUUGGACUGGAUCAUGCCUAGGCUAAGGAGUCCAACAACAUUUUGGAAAGUGGCUAGUGCACUGACUGUGUGUGCUGUGGGUCUCUUUAGCAAAAUUUUAAUCCGUAAUAAUUUAUUGAAUAGAGCCAAAGUAUACAAUAGGAAUGUAAUGAGUAAUCUACUUGACAAUAGGCCUAAGCAUGUUCCAUUAAUCACAGUAUCUAACCAUCACUCAUGUUUUGAUGACCCAGGAAUGUGGGGUACCUUAAAACUAAGACAACUCUUGAGCCCGAAAACAAUGAGGUGGUCAUUAGCAGCGCACGACAUUUGUUACACAUGUGCGCAGCAUGCCCACUUCUUCAGCCUUGGUAAGUGUAUACCUGUCGUCAGAGGAGCAGGGGUUUACCAAGACGCCGUCGAUUUUUGUAUAGAGCAGCUCGCUAAGGGCGGGUGGGUGCACAUUUUUCCAGAAGGUAAAGUGAAUAUGACAAAAGAAAACAUGAGACUGAAAUGGGGAGUCGGGCGAAUGAUCUACGAGGCUCCUGUGACGCCGAUCGUCCUUCCCAUCUGGCACAUAGGCAUGGAUGACGUCCUUCCAAACGAACCUCCGUACGUACUGAAGUUCGGUAAAAACCUCACCUUCAACUACGGUGAACCACUAGACCUUUCAGAAAUGGUCCAAGCGUUAAGAGAAAAGAAAGCGACGGAAGAAGAAGCCAGGAGACACAUAACAGAUUUUCUCCAAGAAACGUUGUUAAAACUUAAGGACAAAACUGAGGAGUUACAUCGAAAAAGUCACAAGUUAAAAUCGUGAUAUUAGGCUGUUAUUAGUGAUAUGUAAUUUGUAGGUGUCCAUCUAGUCCAGGCUGUAUGCUUGCCUCCGUUAGAUAAAUUAUUCCGAUUCGUUUUUUGCACAGACUUACUCAAAAAGAGGUCCUUAUAGCAAAUCCACAUGGUACCAGGCGGUACCGUCGGAAAAUCGUUUAAACAAUUUUUUUAAACAAAUUCAAAAAAUCAAUUUUUUUACUUCGGACAAAGUCCGAGUAGAAUUUUUGGGUUAUUCUGAGCAAAAAAGGUCUUUUGUGAUUGUUUUCUAAAAUUGAUUGUUGUAGAGUUAUACGCGAUUUAGAAUUUAAAAAACGCGGAAAUGGCCAUUUUUAAGGCUUAAUAACUCGGUUAAAAAUUGUUAUUAUGAAAGUCAAAAAGUGACCAAAUCAAAUUUUAAAGCCCCCCAACAAGAUCCUGAAGGAAUUUUUGUCAUUAUUUUAUUACAAAUCUGUUAUCUUUAAUUAUUAACAAUGAGAGAUUUGCGCGUAUUGAGCGUUGAAUAACGUUAGAAAUAACAUUAGAAAAAAAAAACAAUAUACUUGCCACUAACAACACCAAGCGCCAGAAAGUAAUUUAUCAGGUAAUAUUUAUGUACCAAGUCACUAAAGUGACUCUUUAUCGAACGCGUCUGAUAUUACGAGCAGAGAGAGCGAAGCGAGCGAGGCGAGUAACCGACGAGUUCGAUAAAGAGUCUUUACUGACGUGGUGCAUACAAAAUUUUAUCGCCAAUCGCAAAAAACAUAAAUACUUACUUAACACUUACUUAAUUACAUCAUCCUUCUAAUGAAAAAAAAAAGCGUGUGUACUUUGUACACACUUAAUUAAAGAAGUUAUACUUCUGUUAUUAUGAUUUCAACGAAAUAAAUAAUAUUUUAAACAGUUAAAUUGUAUUUUUUUUAAAUAUUAAACUAACUUUAAUACUUAAAAUAAUACCAGAAAUUGAAAAUAACGUUAAUAAUUACGUCAUUUUCUAUAAACUGUAGCCUACCCGCAGUUACUUUUCCCUUGAUGAAUCGUAGAAAAUCUAAAUAAAUAUAUUUACUAACAAAUUGUCACUAAAAUAUCUUAUCACCGUAGUAUAUAUAAUCGAAUUAACAAAAACACAAUUUCACACUUUAUUUGCAUUAAUACCUAACUUAAAAGAUUUAAGAAUUUUUUAAAUUUUAGAUGAAAUGAAAAUUUCGUGUGACAGUAAUGACAGAAUCCUUUUGCAUGAUGGCCGGUUUCGAUGUUUAAUCGAUAGUUGUUUAAUCGAUAAGUAAAUAAAUUUUUAGUUCACUCAAAUAAAUAAUCGAUUACUGCCAUCGACCACGUUCAAUCUCGGUUAAUUUGAUUAAUAAUCGCGGCAGGUAAAGGAAAAUUCUUCUUUCAGUACAAUAAAGUGUUACUUUAUUGCCGAAAAUGAGGGCAAAUGAGUACAAUAAUGAUUGACUUUAGCGACGGUUGGCGGUAAUAGUUAUUUAUGUACCAAGUCAGUAAAGUUACUCUUUAUCGAACGAGUCUGAUAUGAGCAGAGAGAGCGUAGCGAGCGAGGCGAACAACAGACGAGUUCGAUAAAAAGGCUGUACUGACGUGGUGCAUACAAAAUUUUAUCGCCAACAAUUUGAUAUUGGUUUUAACACUUACAAUUUACAAUUUAAGAAUUUUUUAAAAUUUUUUAACGUAAUAAUAAUUUCAUGACUGAUGACAGAUGACUUUUGCACCAUGGCCGCUUUCGAUUUUUAAUCGAUAGUUGUUAAUAUUGAAUAAUCACUAAAUCAGUAAAGUUUUGAUUUAUUUUAUGUGUGUGUGUGUGUGUGUGUGUGAAAAAAUGGCUUGGAUGCGGGUCCGUUAACCACAGAUUUUUAUUUUAUUUUUACCUCAAUUUAUUAGUUUUGUUAUGUUCCCACCUAUCUGACUCAAAUGACUAUAUUUGUUUCUUUCAAGUAGUUUAUGAGUAAUUUAAAUAUUUCCAUUUUAUGACAACUUAAUAGAUAUUCUAUACUAAUUGGAAAGUGAACUUGUGAUUGUCGUAAAUUGUAAUACAAUUGAUUUAUAUAUCUCUCGUUAAUUUUGCAUUCAAAGAAAAUAUGGUUCAAAUCUCUAAUCGAAACAUUAUCACAAAAACAGACUGAUGAAUUAACUAUUCCUAAUUUGUGCAGAUGUGCCUCAUAUUUUCCGUGUCGAGUUUUUAAUCUGACGAUAGUAGAAAUAUCUUGCUUUGGCAGGUUAUACUUAAAUAUGUAUUCAGGUGGCGGAGGAAGUUCUUGAUGUAAAGAAAAAUAUAAAUUUUUUGAUAUGCUUGAAAUAUUUUUCCAUUGUUUUUUCCAUAUUUUAUUUAUUCUAUCUUUGACGUCAUUUAUUGCAUCUGUCGAUAAGAUCUGAGUUAGGAUCUCACCAUUUUUUAUUGCAUCUUUGGCCAACUCAUCCACUUUCUCAUUACCCAGUAUACCGGCAUGCCCUUUUGCCCAUAUAAAUACUACUUCCACUUUAGACAAAUUAUUUUUUAUAUUACAUCAAAUUUUUGAUUUGUAUGAAUUAAAAUCAGUGUUUUGAAUUGCAUAUAUUGCAGAUCUGGAGUCUGUUAUUAUCACAGCUUUUUCAAUAUUAUUCUCUUUGAUCCAUUCUAGAGCUUUUUCGAUGGCUAUAAUCUCAGCUGUAAAAAUACUACUAAUACUAGAUAAUUUAUAAUUAUUAUGUUGAUGGGUAUUUUGCACAUACAUAGCACAUCCUACUCCUGUUUGAUUUUUAGAACCAUCUGUGUAAAUUACUGUAUAAUCCACAAAGUCGCUCAGUAUAGAUUUUACUAAAAUAUUAUUUAAAUGAUUUGAUUCUGUAUAUUUAGGAAUUAUGAUUUUUGGUUUUUUUAUCAAAGUUUUAUACGGAAAUUUAUAAACUGGUAAUAAUUUACUGUUGUGUAAAUCUGUAUAAUUCCUGGUUUCAAUGAAUGCAUCUGUUAGUGGUGGUGAAUAUGAAUAUAAUUACAAAAUACUACAGAAUUUAACUUUUUGACAUACAUUUAAUUAACAAUGUUGGCGAUAAUAGUUAUUUAUGUACCAAGUCAGUAAAGUUACUCUUUAUGGAACGAGUCUGAUAUUAUGAGCCGAGCGAGCCUAGCGAGCGAGGCCGAGCCAAGGCGAAUAACAGACGAAGUUAUAACGAGUUCGAUAAGGAGUCUUUACUGACGUGGUGUAUACAAAAUUUUAUCGCCAGCAAUUUGAUAUUUUUUUAAUACUUACUUACAAUUUACAAUUUAAGAAUUUUUUUAAAAUUUUAGAUGUAAUAAAAAUUUCAUGACCGUGAUGACAGGUGACUUCUGCAUGAUGGCCGCUUUCGAUUUUUAAUCGAUAGUUAUCAAUAUUGAAUAAUUCUGAAUCGGUAAAGAGUUGAUUUAUUUUAUAUGAAUAUAAUUACAAAAUACUACAGAAUUUCACUUUUCGACAGCAAUUUAAUUAACAAUGUCGUAAAUUUUGUACAAUAUUUUUAAUAAUUAAAGUAAAUAAAUUGUAAGUUAACUCAAAUAAAUAAUCGAUUACUGCCAUCAACCACUUACAUUCAAUUCCGAUUAAUCGCGGCAGGUAAAGUAAAAUUCUUCUUUUAGUACAAUAAAGUGUUACUUUACUGCCGCAAAUAGUGGCAAAUGAGUACAAUAAUGAAUGACUUUAGUGAUGGUUAGCGAUAAAGUAAUUUAUCACACACUCCUGAGUGUGAAAAAGGCAUUGAAAUAUGCAUUUCCGCGUUUUUCAAAUUUUAAAUCGCGUGUAACUCGACAACCAUCAAUUUUAGAAAAAAAUCACAAGAAACCUUUUUUGGUCAGAAGUGCCAAAAAAUUUAAAAAAAAUUUGUCAGAGGCGAAAAAAUUUAUUUUUUGAAUAUGUUUAAAAAAUUUGUGUAAUUUUCCGACCGCGGUACCGCCUGGCGGUAGAUUUUAAGUAAGUUUGUGCAAAAAAACCGAAUCGGAAUAAUUUACCUGACGGGGGCGAGCAUGCAACCUGGACUAAUCUGAAAUGUGGUUUGGCUUCUAUUUCAUUUUAUCUUUACAUUGUUAAACUUUUACCAGUUAUCUUUUAAAAAAGAAUUUUUGUCUUUUUUCCUUGUUGUUUUUUCUUGGGUCUGCCGUGGUUAUGUAGAUAGUAACUUCCGGUUGAUAUAAGAAAUAUGUCAACUAAAUAUUAUAAAUUGCAUUUGAAUUUUGACUUACCAUAUCAAAUAUGGGCUUUAACGUAUUCGACUUCUUUAUCAACUUUACAAGUGAAUUUGUGGAGUCUUCUAAAUAUUUUAAAUAUGGUGGAAUAUUUUUACAUUUUAAUUUAAUACUGAAACUGUAAAAACUACGUUUAUUUAUGACAAUAUUGAAUUUAAACAAACUGCUUUAGGUAAAUGAAUAUAACCAACUUCUUUUAAAUGUUUACCAUUUGAAGGAUAAGUUGUCCUUCGCGUCGUUGCGCACUUAUUAUUACCAUAUUCAUGGUAGCGCUCGGCCGAGCGUGCGCUUGACUUAAUUUAUCAUAACUUUUUAAUGAAUUGGUCAAAUUAAAUUUUAGAAAUUGGAAAUGAAAGAGAAACAAUAAAGCUAUUUAAUAGUUAUAUUACAAAGAAAGAAAUAUCAUGUGCAUAAGUACAGUGUGAGCGGAAAGUGGGACUUGCAUGAAUUUUGUUUAAAAAUGAUUUAAAAAUGUGUUACUAAUAAAAUUUUACGUAUAAAACUCUCAAAUUUGCACAAAUUACUUUUCAAACAUCGUACUAAACAAUGUUCCAUUAAAUUUUACACGUCUCAAAAAAUGUGAUUUCCCGAAAUGUUAAAAUAGAACUUAAAGUCAUACCUAACAACAGCAGACCUUAAAUUAUAGUAAAUUAUUUAUAACAAAUAUCUCAAUUUAAUUUUGAGAUGUUGUAGAUUGUGAUAUUGACGGAUGAUGCAGGGUGGGUCAAUAAGAGUUCUGUUUAACUCUCUGGUACACUACUUUUUAUACGAAGCUUACAUAAUUCGUCACUAAUUUGUCAUAAUAUUGAACGAAGAAUAAAAUGAGCCAACAGAAACA
Messenger RNA from Diabrotica virgifera virgifera (western corn rootworm), 6154 nucleotides. RefSeq names its product tafazzin (gene Taz). Gene Ontology annotation, molecular function: 1-acylglycerophosphocholine O-acyltransferase activity. The coding region runs from base 316 to 1119 and encodes 267 amino acids. Gene Ontology annotation, cellular component: mitochondrial membrane. Gene Ontology annotation, biological process: inner mitochondrial membrane organization; cardiolipin acyl-chain remodeling. NCBI's taxonomy places the organism in Eukaryota, Metazoa, Arthropoda, Insecta, Coleoptera, Chrysomelidae. The record is from RefSeq and is a predicted model, not a curated record. The transcript is spliced from 4 exons.